Molecule: messenger RNA, 369 nt
Organism: Angiostrongylus costaricensis
Lineage: Eukaryota; Metazoa; Nematoda; Chromadorea; Rhabditida; Metastrongylidae
Source: the annotation of a GenBank genome assembly
CGCCUCUCUAAAACGGAUCGUACAACAAAAAACUGCCACUGUGCAAAGGAAAAGAUUUGCUCAAUCAUCGGAAUGCAUCCACAUGCUGGAUGUCGUUCGUAUUCGACACUGUCCGCUGCCGGGCAACGACUGAUACGCCUCUGGAGUUUGGAUGGCAAAGACCGACGCCUACGUUUCAGCAACAACAUUUUAAAGCGCUUCUCGGAAAAGGAAAGACAUCGACAGCUGAUCAACGGUAACAGUCGCUUCUGUUGCCGAUCCAUAACUAUCAGUAGAGCUCCAGCAAUGAGACUUCGUGGCGGUGCUAUAGGAGAGGUACGAAUCGCUGCCGUUGUUCCAGUGAUCAUCAUGUUCAUCCUCAUUCGGUAG